Molecule: messenger RNA, 1771 nt
Organism: Diospyros lotus (date-plum)
Lineage: Eukaryota; Viridiplantae; Streptophyta; Magnoliopsida; Ericales; Ebenaceae
Product: glycosyltransferase family 92 protein Os08g0121900-like
Exons: 1
Coding region: 35-1771 (578 amino acids)
Source: RefSeq, a predicted model, not a curated record
CGUUUAUCCUUUCCAUUUUCCCUUCCAACGACCGAUGGCCCGGAAAGUUCGCUCAAUCAUUGUCGGCGUCGUGGCGUUAUUCCUCUUCCUUGGGUUCUUCGCUAAUCAACGUUUCUACUGGUUCCACCGCCACCCAAUCAUCUCCGGCCGGGUCCUCCGGUCGCCGCCUGUCAUUCUCCAUCCCGAAGCCAACACCGCCAAUUUAUCAGUCAAUUAUCAAGAUCAGGAUCAGGAACGGGAAGAGGAAGAAACCGCUCGCUGGAGCAGCCGCAACAUUACCACCGUCGCUGACUCCGUCUUCCUGGAUUCCGUGCUGCUUCCGGCUUGGGAAAUCCUCGUCAUUGUUUCGCCGCCGGGCUCGGUUGCUGGACAAAACUACACGUGCCUAUUCCCCAGCAAUGAUACCUCACCUGCGAGAACCGCCGGAACUCUUUCCUCUCCGGAUCGGAAAACAUUUACAUGUGAUUUUCCUGAGAGGCUCCGCCGGCGAAUCCCCUUCCUCCAGCCUAUUCUCACUCCAAGGCCGGAGAGUCCGCCGGACAGACGAGAUAAGGAGUCGGAGUUGGAGUUGCUCCGAUGGAACUUCCUCGUUUACAACUCGUUCACGGCAAGCGACGUCGUAUUGUUUGUGAAGGGCCUCAACCACCGCCAAGGCAUCAACAGAGCGCCGAACAAGUUCAAGUGCGUGUUCGGGGAGGACGUCGAUAACGGCGUCAGGACGGCCGUUACGUCGUCCGCGCAAGAGGUUUUCCGGUGUCAACGCCCGGAGCUAACGGCCUUUAACGUUUCUCCUUACGAAGACGAAGCAGGGCCAAUGAAAGUCACGAUCGAGAUCCCCGAACGGAGGUUGGCGGUGCCCUCCGUGGCGUACUACACUCCGCCUCUCAGGAUAGCGGUGGCGCAGCAAAAACAGUGUCUGUGCGCUUGCACCAUGGUGUACAACGCCGCCAAGUUCCUGAAAGAGUGGGUGAUGUACCACUCGGCGAUUGGGAUCGAGAAAUUCGUGAUAUACGACAAUGGGAGUGACGAUGAUUUGGAAGAAGUUGUCGGCAAGCUCGUGAAACAAGGCUAUAAUCUAGUCAAGCUAAUUUGGGUAUGGCCGAAGGCGCAAGAAGCUGGGUUCUCUCACUGUGCCAUUAACUUCAACGACUCCUGUUCGUGGAUGAUGUUCACUGACGUGGAUGAGUUUGUUUAUUCUCCGUCAUGGCUCGAUUCGAACGCCUCGCGCCAAAUGCUGAAAUCUCUGUUGCCAAAUAGGAAGAUGGUUGGGCAAGUGAUGAUUAGUUGCCGUGAGUUUGGGCCGUCGAACCAGAGAUCUCACCCGGCGAUGGGAGUGACUCAGGGCUACAAUUGCCGGAGGAGGGGCGACAACCGGCACAAGUCGAUUGUGCGGCUGGAUGCGAUCGAUGAGUCGUUGCUUAACGUGGUGCACCAUUUCAAGUUGAAGGAAGGUUAUAGGGCGAAGAAGUUGAGAACGAAUGUGGCGGUGGUGAAUCACUACAAGUUCCAGGCCUGGCCGGAGUUUGAGACGAAGUUCAGGCGGCGGGUGUCUACUUACGUGAGGGAUUGGAUGGAGGAAAGGAACCGCUCGUCCAAGGACAGGACGCCGGGAUUGGGGAAUGAGCCGGUUCAGCCGGAAGGCUGGCCGGGGAAGUUCUGCCAGGUGUAUGAUAACAACUUGAAGGAUUUGACGGCGAGAUGGUUUGCCGUUGAAUCACCAUCGUCGUCAUCGUCGUCCGGGUACCACAUGGCUUGGCAAAGAUUGAUAUGA